Messenger RNA from Fusarium verticillioides 7600, 1321 nucleotides. RefSeq lists its product as hypothetical. The record is from RefSeq and is a predicted model, not a curated record. The transcript is spliced from 3 exons. Lineage: Eukaryota; Fungi; Ascomycota; Sordariomycetes; Hypocreales; Nectriaceae. The coding region runs from base 554 to 1321 and encodes 255 amino acids.
AAUCCAUCGCGGUCGACACUCCCACCCUCUUUUCUUUUCCACACCCACCUCAAAAUUCUUAACCUUUCUCUAUCCUUUUCACCUUAAUCUUCAGAAUUAUCCUCUGCUUCGCCUGGACGUACUUUCGUACUGGGCGAAGAAGACACACAAUAUUCGAGUCCACUUAUCUUCCCCAGCAAAGACAUUUCCGAGUUCUACUACAUUUGCGUUGUCUGAAGACUUCCAGUCAAACCUCUCCGGCUCGUAUUAUCGAAGACCUCCCAAGAAUUCAGACACAUUAGCCACUCCCAAGGCUCGCAAAUUCGCAAAAUCCCCUAUUGUUGGUUGAUACGCUUGAUCUUACACCAUCGAGAACCAUGGCCGAAUCGGACGCGACUCAAGUGUUGGUCAAUCAAAGUGCCACACACAUCUCUCAGGUCUUGAUGGAAACCCGUUGGAUCUCAAUGAGCUCGCCUUCACCAAGUAUCCUGUCCUGACUUUGAGGGAAAUUGGCGCAACACGCGUCAGAGAGAUCCACGAAAAGAUUGUUGAUGAGAUCUUUUCGGCUGUAUCUAUGACCCGCGAAGACUUCCCCAAAUGUUGGGAUCGAUGCGUCACCCAACUUGAAUCAGGAAACGUGUUGUUGGCUACGAUUUUCACCGAAUUUGAUGGAUAUCGCAUUAUCAAGAAGGCAUGUAAGAAGGCGCUCCGGGUUCCUCGCAUGGAUGAAACACCUUGCCUCCCUGCCCCAAUCCUGGUUUCUCUCAUCGCCUCUCUCAAGUACCGCAAGGUAGCCGAGGCCAGGCCUCACAGCUCCAUCAUUGACAUGCUUGGUGCCCAUAACUCUAUGGCUUGGCUCAAGGUCGCUAUCCAAGUCUUUGAGGCAACCCGCCAGGAUCCAUUUUUGGUCAGGCGGGAUGGCUCAGUCGACAGCCCGGUUUACCUGGUAUCUAAUGGUAUCUGGACUGUCAAAGCAGCAAUGCCGCCCCCUCACGAAUACCUCGGAUUUAUCCAUCGCCAACUUCCCCGCCUUCGUGCCGCUCACGAGUUUGCAAGCCAUUUGGCUUGUCAAGGAGAAAGUCUAGAAGUCGCUUUGCGCCGAGUUGACCGCCGUCUAAGCCGUGAAAUCAGCGACGCAGAUACUGGAACCGCGGCUGAAGUCUGCACUGUGACUCGAACCAUCAACAGGGACCAAGCUCUUGCCCGAGUUGGUGGGGUAAUUGAACAGAUGCGAGAUCCAGCAGUCGACCGAAAGGCAUUCAAGCCUGAGAUGGACCGCUUGAUGGACGUCCAUGUCUUUUCUGUUCUUCCUCGGGAUAUCAAGAUGAGAGUGCAUAGCUAG